CCUCUCGCUCGGCUGGUCGAUCUAGCAGCAGGCCCGGCAUAAAGAGAGGGUUGAAAUCGCACACGCCGACAGACAGGCAUGGGCGUUCUCAAGCACAGGAAUAUGCAGUCCUCCGCCUUGAGCAAGUCCUCGGCCCAAGACGCCUUCGAGCAGGUGCGGAAGAGUCUGGACGACCUCGCCGAACUCACCGAGGCCAAGGACACUGACCUCAUCUUCCUGCGCGGCCUCAUGGACAGCCCUGUCGUCUGCACCUUGGUCAAGACGCAGGACAAGCUCGAGUCGCCCGUGGAAGCCCCGAAACCUGUGCUGCCCAACAGCUCGCGCCUCAUCCACGACCUGACGCGCCGCUGCGACCCCAGUCAAGAGGCGCUCGAACUCCGCAGGAUCAUCUCGAAGCCGCACUUCCAGGCCCUAAUCGAGACGCACGACGAGGUCGCCAAGCUGCACAGAGAGCCCGUCAGCAGGUCCAGUUCCCCCGCGUCCGAGCACUCGCCUUCCGAGGACACCAUGAUCGAGGACGCCAUCCCUCUGGACGCCGUCCGAAUGGUCGGUUUGAGGAAAAACGCCAAUGAGCCCCUGGGUCUGACGAUCGAGGUGGACGCGAACGGCAACCUGGUGAUCGCGCGGAUCCUGGCCGGCGGAAUGAUCGACCGGCAGGGGUUGCUGCACGCAGGUGACAUCAUUCGCGAGGUGAAUGGCAUUGACGUGCGCACCCCUGAUGAGCUGCAGGCUGAGAUCGCAAAGGCGCGCGAGUCGCUCACCCUGAAGGUAGUGCCCAGCGUCGAGCCCGAGGUGUCCGCUAAGGGCCAGGUAAAGAAGGCGCCGCCCGCCUCGCUCACCCUUCACGAUGGCACCACCACCCUGUGCUACAUGAGGGCGCUCUUCAGCUACGACCCCAAGGAGGACACUCUGUUGCCUUGCCCAGAGAUCGGCCUCGAGUUCAAGCACGGAGACAUCCUCCAGAUUUUGAACCAAAAUGACCCUAACUGGUGGCAGGCCAAGCUGGUCGGCAGCAGCGGCCACGCGGGCCUCAUCCCCUCGCAGGAGUUGGAGGAGCGCCGCAAGGCUUUCGUCGACCCCGACAAAGACUACUGCCACACGAUCGGAAUUUGCGGAACAAGAAUCUCAAAGAAGAAGAAGAAAAUGAUGUAUCAGAUGAAGCAGAACGCGGAUUUUGACAAAGCGGAGCUGGUCAUGUACGAGGAAGUGACGCGGAUGCCGCCUUUCAGGAGGAAAACCCUGGCGCUGGUCGGCUGUCACGGCGUGGGAAGGCGAACGCUCAAAAACAGACUCAUCAACUCGGACCCGGAGAAAUUCGCAGCUGUCAUCCCUUACACGUCCAGGCCGCAGCGAGAAUUAGAAGAGAAUGGCAAGAGCUACUGGUUCCAGGACAGACUGUCCGUUGAGAGGGAGAUCAAGGAGCACCAGUUUCUCGAGUACGGCGAACAUAAUGGCCACUUGUACGGCACCAAGCUGGAAUCAAUUCGUUCGGUCAUCCGUUCGGGCAAAAUGUGCGUCCUGGAUUGCAGUCCGGCGGCUUUGAAAAUUUUGCACAACUCCCAAGAGUUCAUGCCUUACGUCAUCUUUAUCGCCAGCCCUGGACUGGAGGAGCUGAAGAAUAUUUAUGAAUAUGGCACUAACCCAUACGCAAGCAGAAAUUUGGGCUUUGAGCGAGCAAGCUCAAUUCGGUACAGCUCGCGAAGGGCAAGGACGCUAGAAUCUUUGGCUUCUCUUUACGAGGAGGAGGAUCUUAAAAGAACUCUAGAUGAGAGCUCAUUCCUGCAGCGAAGCUACGAGAAGUUCAUCGACCAAGUCAUUAUCAACGAAGACUUUGAUGUGACCUUCCGCAAAGUUGCAGAGCUUUUGGACAACAUGACUACCGAACAUCAAUGGGUUCCUGUCUCCUGGGUCUAUUAAUAAUAUAGUUUAUGCCAAAAGUUUGCUCUUAAUAUUAUUCCCCCAAUGGCAACAAAAAUAAAUUCAUUGAAAGCA
Molecule: messenger RNA, 1992 nt
Organism: Cloeon dipterum
Lineage: Eukaryota; Metazoa; Arthropoda; Insecta; Ephemeroptera; Baetidae
Gene: vari
Product: MAGUK p55 subfamily member vari
Exons: 11
Coding region: 79-1917 (612 amino acids)
Cellular component (GO): cell-cell junction; plasma membrane
Molecular function (GO): protein binding
Source: RefSeq, a predicted model, not a curated record